Messenger RNA from Microplitis demolitor, 720 nucleotides. RefSeq lists its product as uncharacterized. The transcript has 5 exons. The record is from RefSeq and is a predicted model, not a curated record. NCBI's taxonomy places the organism in Eukaryota, Metazoa, Arthropoda, Insecta, Hymenoptera, Braconidae. Bases 44 to 682 code for a protein of 212 amino acids.
GUCAUUUGGAGAAUUAACACAAAAAUAAAAUAAUCGUCAAGUCAUGUCACUGUUUAUUAUAAUUCAAUUAUUCAUAUUUGUGAUUUGUGGAAAAGGAGAAUUACUAAAGGAGCAUUGCUUGAGCAAUGGCAAUACUUGCUUUGAAAGAAGUCAAUGUUGUUCAAACAAUUGUCAUUAUUCUCGCUCAUUUGAUCCUGUUUGCAUUCCAAAAAUAAUACCCUAUGUUCCAGACUUCAAGAGUCUAGAUGAGAAAUUUUGCUUUUUAGAUAAAUCAAGAUGUUCUAGUAAUAAUGACUGCUGUUCUAACAACUGCAUUGUUGGUGAAAGUGGUUUACUGCGUACUUGUAAUCCUGGAAUAAAAAAUCAGCUGGAUAAUUUUGGAAAAACGGAAGCUACUAUUGACAAUUCAAAAACUUGUAAAUUAUUUCUAGAACCCUGUAUUAUUAACGAGGACUGUUGUUCUAAGGAGUGUAUUAAGGUUCCAGUAAGCCUUUCUUGGGCUCAAUUCUGUACUGAAGUGAAGCCGAAAAUCAUUGAAGAUCAUGGAAGUACUACUAUGAUGCCACAAAAAGAAAAUGAUAUUGGAUGUGCCCUUAUUGGAGAUAAGUGUCUUGCCAACGUUGAUUGCUGUUCUAAGAGAUGUUCUAAUUAUCCAGGCACAACUUUUCGGUCAUGUGUCUAAGACAUAAUUUUUAUUUCUUUAUUUUUCCAUAAAAAUCU